Messenger RNA from Paramecium pentaurelia, 1602 nucleotides. NCBI's taxonomy places the organism in Eukaryota, Ciliophora, Oligohymenophorea, Peniculida, Parameciidae. The record is from the annotation of a GenBank genome assembly.
AUGUUAAAAUUAUUAGAAAACUUAGAUUAAUUUGGAGUAGCCUUUUAGCCAACACUUAGAUAUUCUAAAACCUAACAUAGAACAGUCUUAGGAGGAAUAAUGUCUAUUUUAUUAUAUGGACUAAGUUUGGCUUAUUUAUGUUAUGUGUUCUUUUUAUGGAAGAGUGGGUUAACACUUCCUAAAAUAACAAUAACUUAAAAAAUAAAUCAAAAUUAAGUGUUGGAAUUAAAAGAAACAUAUGUUCAAUUUGAAUCUAGAAAAUUUGAGUUUACAUAUAUAGAUCCAUUCAAUCCUUAAGCAAUUAUAUUAUAGCCUGCAAUUUACUAUUUAAAAAAUGGUGUACUUAUUGAACCACCUAUUCCAAUAUUUAUAUCUUAAGAAUUGAAUUCAAAGUUUUAUACAAUUAACAUCUCAAAUUUCUUACUUUCUAUAAGUGAAAGUAAAUCUGAAUUGGAUCCAGAGAUUGAAAUGAUGCUUACAUUAGGUAGAUGUUAAGAACAUCUCUUAUAAGGAGAUUAGAAGUGUGCUAAUGAUAAUAUAGUGAGUGAUUACUUUAUGCAACCAACUAAUGUUAUUAUUUUAAGGUAAUUUAUGAAGGAAUUCAAUACAGCUACAGAAACUGUUGAUAUUAUUGGUAGAGAAUAGAUGAUAUCUAUAUAAAGUAAUUUUACAUUUUAAGUUCAAACUUAUAUAAGAAUUUAAGAAACUAAUGUAGAUACAGGUGCAUUAUUUGAAAAUAUUAAUAAAUAUAGAUUUAUAACAGAUUAUAGAGGGAGUAAUUCAAUGUUGGGAUUAGAUUAUUUUUAUAAUAUUUUUAGAUAUGAUUUGUUUGUUUCUCUAUAUUAUAAAUUGGAUAAUAUUUAAUCAGAAUAAACAAUCACAUAUCCUAAAUUGAGUGAAGUAUUGGCAGAGGCUGGAUCAAUUGCUUCUACUAUAUUUCUCUUAUCUUAUUUAGUAGUAAUGAUAAAUUAAAAAUAAUUAUAAUUUGAAGCUGUAAAUAAUGUAAUUGGUAUGUAUUAUCCAGAUUUUAAUUAAAUUAAGAUAACUAAAAAUAUAUUUGGUUAAAUAAGGAAAGUAUAAAAGAAUGAUAGAUUAUUGGAUUUAAAUACAUUCAAAAAAUAAUAUUAGAAAUUAGUUAAAAUAGGAGAAACUAAAUUAUCUAUAUCUAAUUAGAUUUAUGAAAUCUCUAGAAUCUAAUUUAUUCUAUAAUCUAUUUUUACAUCUACAUAUAUGAAUUAAUUUCAUUUACAUGGAAUUCCUUUUUAAUUAAUUGGUUAUGAUACAUAAAAAGAAGAUUAGGGUAGUACAGUUAAAUUAGAAAUGAGUUUAAAUUAGGAAACAAAUUCUAUUAAAUAAAGUUCAAUUGUUCCAGUGAGUAUCAAUGAAAAAAAUUAAGAUACACUUUUGUCAACUUAAUAGAAUUUUAACAUGAGACCAUCAAAAAGUUCAAAUUUAAUGAUUAUAAGUUCAAAAGAUAAUUUGGAUGGAUAGAAAAUAGAUUAUAAAGAAUAUAAGGAUUUUGAUUUUUAAUUAUUAAUCAUAUAGAAUGAGAAAGAUGAUAGGGAAAAUAAGGAAGAUAACAAUACUUAAUAAAAUCAAUGA